This is a messenger RNA of Adineta ricciae, 375 nucleotides long. NCBI's taxonomy places the organism in Eukaryota, Metazoa, Rotifera, Eurotatoria, Adinetida, Adinetidae. The record is from the annotation of a GenBank genome assembly.
AUGUGCGGCAUGCCGCCCGGUGUGAUGUCUUACUUACCAAAACCGAUGGGUCUAUCACAACCACGAUUCUUCUUUCCACCAACUGUCAUACCAGCCUCCCGAUCAACUCGACCAUGGUGGUCAACAACUGCUGCAGCUGGUAGAAUCCGAUCUCAAACUGGAGGUCAAACGAUGGAUACGAUAAUGCCACCAAACGUAUGCACCACUGCGGAAAUCAAGCUGCAUAUAAAAGUUCAAUUGUUAGGAAACAAAACACACAUUAGGCGAACAUUUGAUCCAAUAUAUGCAACCGUUAAUGCGAUUUUAGAAAACGAUAAUGUUGUACCGCCCCAUGUACUUGAAUCUCGUGAAGUACUCAAAACUAAAGUCGGAUAA